This is a messenger RNA of Eimeria necatrix, 524 nucleotides long. RefSeq lists its product as hypothetical. The annotation marks the transcript as partial. Lineage: Eukaryota; Apicomplexa; Conoidasida; Eucoccidiorida; Eimeriidae. The record is from RefSeq and is a predicted model, not a curated record. The transcript has a single exon.
AGCCCCCAGAAAGGGUAUUGAGGGCCCCCCUGGAGGUCAUUGCUGCUGUUCUGUCGCUGUGUGCUGCAGCAGCAGCAGCAGCAGCAGCAUUUGCUGCUGCGUCUGCGGCGGCCGCCGCCACCGCCGGAGCCGCCACGUGCUGCAGCAGCAGCAGCAGCAGCAGCAGCCACGCAGCCGGCGACGCCGGGCCGCCCCGGGCCUCUAAGAGCCUCCCAGUCAUGGCUGCGAAGCAGAGGCGUUGGCGCAGCAAAAGGCAGCAGCAGCAGCAGCAGCAGCAGCAGCAGCAGCAGCGGCAGCAGCAGGGCUUCUUCAGGGGGCCGGCACAGAGAGACCAGCCAGAAGCAAAUCUGUGGGGCCGGGAGACAGGCAAGGAGCAGCAGCAGCAGGGGCGGGCCUUCGCUUCGACGGGUGUCUCUGCAGCAGCAAAAAGCAGCAGCAGCAAAAAGCAGCAGCAGCAAAAAGCAGCAGCAGCAACAGACGAAAGGUGCAGCAAAAAGACCACUGCACACCACGGGGCUGCUUAA